AUGACAAAUUUUGAUGCAGCUAAAGCUUUAUUUGUAGAAGUAGAUACGAAUCAAGAUGGAAGGAUUGAUCGAGAUGAAUUUCGUAAUUGGAUUGCAAAUACGGGAGGAUUAACUUCAUCAUGUGAAUUAUCAACUAGUGGACUUACUCUUUAUGAUAAUGCUACUAGUCGAAUUGAUGGAAAUGAAUAUAAAGUUAGUUCUCAAAAUGCUUUUGAAUCUACGGCUGACCUAAAUACUUCAUACGGAGUUACAACAGCAUCGGCUGAAUUCACUGGAGAUACAGCAAUUCAUACAAGUACUGUACAACAAACGAACCAAUAUCUUUCACAAUCAGGUAAAAAUAUUUAUAAUGAUCCUAAUCCACAAAUUGUUCGACGAGCAGCAACUGGAGGACCAAUAACUUAUGAACAAAAAGUUCUUGUUCGAUUUCUUCAACCACCAGCUAUUCCACCACCAGGACCACUUAUUAUUAAAGAAGUGCAUCCGGUACAACCACCUCCACCUCCACCACUUAUAGUGCGUCAACGUGCACAACCUCUUCCCACACCAUCUCCACUCAUCUUACGUGAACGUCCACCAAUACCACCGGCACCGAUUGCUAGCCAAACAAUUGUUCGCUGUUUACCUGCUGUACCUGUUCCACCACGAUCAGUUAUUAUCGAACGUAUUCCAUCUCUUCCACAAAAACCACGUGAUAUUAUAAUUGAACGAUGGAUUCCCUAUGGACCUCAACCAAAACGUCGUACCAUUGUUUGUCGUGCUCCUCCUGCAGUACCAUAUCCACAACCACGUAAUAUCAUCGUUGUUUAUGAAGCUCCUCAAGCACGUAUAGUCCGACAAUUUAAAAACCUUGGUGUAAUUCAAGAAAAUCCUCAAAAUUAUAUAGUUCGUUAUGGAGCAUCGCUUUUAGAUCCCGCAACACUUGUUCAGCUAGCUCGUAAUGCUGGUGUUAUUGAAGAUAUAUCGCCUCCUGCAGUAUCAUCUUCAAUAUAUGUUGGCACAGGCGGAAAUGCUGUUGGUUUUGAUCAGUCAAAUGUAACAACUGGUCAAAGUUUUUCGUCAUCAGGUACAACUAGUUUUGGCGGAAUUCAACUAGUUCGUGGUACAAAAGCUGUAAAUCUUGGUAAUGCAAAUUAUGCGUCAUCAAGUUUUAUUGGUGAUAGUGCUUUAGCUGGCAGUACUAAUAUAGCUAAAGCUGGAUUUAAUGUAGGUGAUGCAAGUUUGACUACUACUGCUGAUAUCAAUCAUGGUGGACAAUUAAAUCAAACAGAAUCUCAACGAUUUAUUCAAAACCAUAGUUAA
Molecule: messenger RNA, 1302 nt
Organism: Rotaria sordida
Lineage: Eukaryota; Metazoa; Rotifera; Eurotatoria; Philodinida; Philodinidae
Source: the annotation of a GenBank genome assembly